Molecule: messenger RNA, 2388 nt
Organism: Melozone crissalis (California towhee)
Lineage: Eukaryota; Metazoa; Chordata; Aves; Passeriformes; Passerellidae
Gene: FZD1
Product: frizzled class receptor 1
Exons: 1
Coding region: 1-1752 (583 amino acids)
Biological process (GO): canonical Wnt signaling pathway; non-canonical Wnt signaling pathway
Cellular component (GO): plasma membrane
Molecular function (GO): Wnt receptor activity; Wnt-protein binding
Source: RefSeq, a predicted model, not a curated record
AUGGCCGAGCGGCGCGGGCCGGCGGUGAGCGGCGGCGGGGAAGUUGGCAGCGGCCGGUGCCCGCGGCUGCCGCUGCUGCUGGUGCUGCUGUGGGCGGCGGCGCUCCCGGCCGGGGGGCAGCUGCCGGCGUCGCAGUACAACGGCGAGCGGGGCAUCUCCAUCCCUGACCACGGCUACUGCCAGCCCAUCUCCAUCCCUCUCUGCACUGACAUCGCCUACAACCAGACCAUCAUGCCCAACCUGCUGGGCCACACCAACCAGGAGGACGCGGGGCUGGAGGUGCACCAGUUCUACCCGCUGGUGAAGGUGCAGUGCUCGGCCGAGCUCAAGUUCUUCCUGUGCUCCAUGUACGCGCCGGUGUGCACCGUGCUGGAGCAGGCCCUGCCGCCCUGCCGCUCCCUCUGCGAGCGGGCCCGCCAGGGCUGCGAGGCCCUCAUGAACAAGUUCGGCUUCCAGUGGCCCGACACGCUGCGCUGCGAAAAGUUCCCGGUGCACGGGGCUGGCGAGCUCUGCGUGGGGCAGAACGCCUCCGAGCGCGGCACCCCCACGCCCGCCCUGCGCCCCGAGAGCUGGACCAGCAACCCGCACCGCGGGGGCGGCGGCGCCGGGGGCCCGGGGCCCGGCGAGCCCCGCGGGCGCUUCACCUGCCCGCGGGCGCUGAAGGUGCCCUCGUACCUCAACUACCGCUUCCUGGGAGAGAAGGACUGCGGGGCGCCCUGCGAGCCCGGCCGCCUCUACGGGCUCAUGUACUUCGGGCCCGAGGAGCUGCGCUUCUCCCGCACCUGGAUCGGCAUCUGGUCCGUGCUCUGCUGUGCCUCUACCCUCUUCACCGUCCUCACCUACUUGGUGGACAUGAAGCGAUUCAGCUACCCCGAGCGGCCCAUCAUCUUCCUCUCGGGCUGCUACACGGCGGUGGCCGUGGCCUACAUCGCCGGCUUCCUCCUGGAGGAGAGGGUGGUCUGCAACGAGCGCUUUGCCGAGGACGGCUCCCGCACCGUGGCGCAGGGCACGAAGCGGGAGGGCUGCACCAUCCUCUUCAUGAUGCUCUACUUCUUUGGCAUGGCCAGCUCCAUCUGGUGGGUCAUCCUCUCCCUUACCUGGUUCCUUGCUGCUGGCAUGAAGUGGGGCCAUGAGGCCAUUGAGGCCAACUCCCAGUACUUUCAUCUGGCCGCCUGGGCCGUGCCGGCCAUCAAGACCAUUACCAUCCUUGCCCUGGGACAAGUGGAUGGCGACGUCCUCAGCGGCGUCUGCUUUGUGGGCAUCAACAACGUGGAUGCCCUGAGGGGCUUCGUGCUGGCCCCCUUGUUCGUCUACCUGUUCAUCGGUACCUCUUUCCUGCUGGCUGGCUUUGUGUCCCUCUUCAGGAUCCGGACCAUAAUGAAGCACGACGGCACCAAGACAGAAAAGCUGGAGAAGCUCAUGGUGAGGAUAGGCAUCUUCAGCGUCCUCUACACGGUGCCGGCCACCAUCGUCAUUGCCUGCUAUUUUUACGAGCAAGCUUUUAGGGAACAGUGGGAGAGGAGCUGGGUCACGCAGAGCUGUAAGAGUUAUGCCAUUCCCUGCCCCAACAACCACAGCGGCCACCACCCGCCCAUGAGCCCCGACUUCACUGUCUUCAUGAUCAAGUAUCUCAUGACCUUAAUCGUGGGCAUCACCUCGGGCUUCUGGAUCUGGUCUGGGAAAACCCUGAACUCCUGGAGGAAGUUUUACACCAGGCUCACCAACAGCAAGCAGGGCGAGACCACGGUCUGAGACCCCUGCUUGCCAGGCUAGGGAGAUGCGGGCCGGCGGAGGACUGAGGCUCUGCCUCGGGAAGCAGCUCCUUAUCCAGCCUGGGCAAACUUUUGGGACUGCGAGUGGCUUCCGCAGGCGGCGGGGAGCGGAGGACGAGCUAGGGGGACCCCAGUGCUGGGAUCUCCGGGCUCUGCCCGCCCCGUGCUGCUCGGGCUGUCUCCUGUAGGAGCUGAACGCACUGUCAGGUUGGGGGAGAGGGAUGUAAAUAGCCUCUGUAAGAUUUUGUAAGUAUAUUUGUAUUUAAAUUACAAAAAAACUCACUUUUUUUUUUUUUUAAUUAUUUAGGACACUUCUAACCCGUUUGCGGAUUUUACUUCCUCGCUUAUCACCUCCCCCACUCCCCCCGCCCCACUUUUUUUUUUUUUUUUUUUUUUUUAAUUUAAAGGAAAAAAAGGCUUUGGAUUUUUAUUUCGUAGGGAAGGAUGGCUAAAGCUGCCGGUAAAAGAAUCGAAAACAAAUCCCCUUUUUGUCCGCCCCACAGGUUUUGUAAUGGCUUUGCUUGGAAUUUCAGCUGCAUGAGCAGGAGGGCCCGAGCGGGGCUGCGGCCGGGGGCGCCUCCUGACCCGUGCUGGGUCCCGGUCCCGGUCCCGGUCC